Molecule: messenger RNA, 1087 nt
Organism: Amphiprion ocellaris (clown anemonefish)
Lineage: Eukaryota; Metazoa; Chordata; Actinopteri; Pomacentridae
Gene: il22
Product: interleukin 22
Exons: 6
Coding region: 172-777 (201 amino acids)
Cellular component (GO): extracellular region
Source: RefSeq, a predicted model, not a curated record
CAACAGACUGUCUGAGCUCAGCGAUGGGGCUUUUCGGUUGCCCUAUAUUCAGCCGAGGGGCGGAGGGUUGAGGUGUAUAAAGAGUCAGAGAUCACAGACGUCUUCACACCAGAACCUCCAACAGGUUAAAACUCCUCCUCGCUGUGAAAGGAUUAAAAAACCUCCUGAAGUAUGAAGCUCAACGCCUUUGCCUCCAUCCUCCGUCAGGUCGCUGCCGCCACUGUGCUCGUCCUCCUGCCGCUGCUUCUGAUUGGCUGGACCGAGCCGGCGGCGGGGCAUCCGUUGGACCAAUCGCUCAGCGGGCCGCUACGAAACCCGCAGACGUACCAGGACAUCCAAGACGUGUCGCGUCACGCUCAGGGUGUUCAGACGGAGGAGGACGCCAGCUUCAGACUGACGCCGAGAUUCAGCCACGACCACACGAUGACCUUUUCUCAGGACCAGCUGAAGAUCUGCUGCCUUCACGCCAACAUCCUGGACUUCUACCUUCACAACAUCCUGCGUCAUGCCGACAACAUGCAUCCCAGCAUGCACCGGCUGAGGACCGACCUGCACCGAGUCAGCCAGGACCUGAAGGAUCACGGCUGCAACGUGACUCAUUACCACGACCAUCAGCACGCCGUGGAGUUCCGCAAGAAGCUCGCCAAGAUGGACGGAGAACGUGGAAUCACCAAAGCCAUCGGGGAGAUCGACAUCCUGUUCGCCUACCUGCAGGAUUCCUGCGUCCAGCCGAGCAACGCCACCGCCGACCCCUCCGCCGCCGCCGCCACCCUGUGACGCCUUCCACCGUUUCCACUGACAUGACUUCCUGUUUAUAAUAUUUAUCUGCCACUUUUAUACCAACAGCUUUUAUACCUCUAUUUAUUGAUUUAUUUAACAUUGGAACAUAUUUACCAUGUUGUUUUUUAAAAAGUAAAAUAUUUAUAUUGAUUUAUUAAUUUAUUUAUUUAUCGGAAUGUUUAAUGAACUCCGGUGUGGAUCCUGUUGCCAUCUUCUGGCCGAUUAUUGUUCUAAAAUUUGUUGCAGUAUUUAAAGAUGUCUGAGGUAUUGUUGAAGUUUUUCAAAUAAAGAAUUAAUUUAAACGUGA